This is a messenger RNA of Tinamus guttatus (white-throated tinamou), 838 nucleotides long. The record is from RefSeq and is a predicted model, not a curated record. Lineage: Eukaryota; Metazoa; Chordata; Aves; Tinamiformes; Tinamidae.
CCAGGGCAGCGCUAUUGACGGGCCGACUCCCGAUCAGGAAUGGCUUUUACACCACAAACGCGCAUGCCAGGAAUGCAUACACACCACAGAAUAUAGUAGGAGGAAUCCCAGAUUCUGAAUUACUGCUUCCAGAGUUGCUGAAGAAAGCAGGAUACACCAAUAAGAUCAUUGGCAAAUGGCAUCUGGGUCACAGGCCCCAGUUCCACCCCCUGAAGCACGGGUUUGAUGAAUGGUUUGGAUCCCCUAACUGCCAUUUUGGACCUUAUAAUAACAAAGAAGUCCCCAAUAUUCCUGUGUAUAGGGACUGGGAGAUGGUCGGCAGAUAUUAUGAAGAUUUCAGUAUUGAUCUGAAGACAGGGGAAGCCAACUUGACUCAGAUCUACCUGCAGGAAGCUCUCGAUUUUAUUAGCAGGCAGCAGGCCAGCCAGCAGCCAUUCUUUUUAUAUUGGGCAAUUGAUGCUACCCACGCUCCUGUUUAUGCCUCCAAACAUUUCCUGGGUACUAGUCAGAGAGGACUGUAUGGUGAUGCUGUACGAGAAAUCGAUGAUAGCAUUGGGAAAAUCCUGAAGCAUCUUCAGAAGCUGGGUAUCAGUGAGAACACGUUUGUGUUUUUCACCUCCGAUAAUGGGGCUGCUCUCAUUUCAGCUCCUAAACAAGGUGGAAGCAAUGGUCCUUUUCUGUGUGGUAAACAAACCACCUUUGAAGGAGGCAUGAGAGAGCCAGCUAUUGCUUGGUGGCCUGGACAUAUACCUGCUGGAAAGGCUCCAGCAUUGAUACCCAGGGCAGCACUGACUGCAGGCACGAGGUUUGGCAUUGCUUUUGUGUACCGUAGCUUACG